Messenger RNA from Harpegnathos saltator (Jerdon's jumping ant), 3162 nucleotides. RefSeq names its product lisH domain-containing protein ARMC9. NCBI's taxonomy places the organism in Eukaryota, Metazoa, Arthropoda, Insecta, Hymenoptera, Formicidae. The transcript has 17 exons. Gene Ontology annotation, cellular component: ciliary tip; ciliary basal body; centriole. The record is from RefSeq and is a predicted model, not a curated record. The coding region runs from base 213 to 2837 and encodes 874 amino acids. Gene Ontology annotation, biological process: cilium assembly. Gene Ontology annotation, molecular function: protein binding.
UCAGAAGCUCGCCGCGCCGCUGUUUGGUGGAUGAUCGAUGUUAUAUUUGCAUAAAAUCAAUUAACGGCCUAGACUGACGCGUUUUCUGGGAUGAACUCUUGCGAGAGAAGGACUGGCUGAAUCUUCGCCAAAGUAAACCGGACGACAAUCAGAUGUCAGCGGAGUAAGCAAAGCAGAACGGAGCAUGUCUCGAGCUAUCCACAGAGAACCAAAUGGCUGACGAGAACAUCGAACAAAUUCAUCAGUUCCUUCUGGAUCAUAAAUUUGAAAGCACAGCUGAAACUUUGAUCCAAGAGGCGUCAAAAAUGGGUUUUCAGAAUUUGGAGUACAAAUCAAGAGAUUUUACUGACCCGUAUGCCCAAUUAACAAAGUGUUACAACACUGGAAAUUAUUCGACAUUUUUUCAGUUAUGGGACGACUUAUUCUCUGACAGCACUAAACAGUCUGAAGAAUAUAAGAAAUUAACAUUCUAUUUACACGUGUACUUUGCCAUACUACCUGUUUGUAAAUUGUACGCAUGUGAAUAUAAAGAACAUGAGCCAAAAGGAGCAGGGGUGAGCGUGCUGAGACUAUCUUCAGCAGAUCUCGAUUCGGAAAACCAUAAAAAGAACAAUGGAAAUGAAAUCGAAAAAAAUAUAAAUAACAGCAUGAAACAGCUGCAAGAUUACUUGAGCGGAGACGGCAAGGAGUUCGAACAUGACAUGGAAUUGCAACAGUUUUAUGCGCUACCGCUCACACAGAACCUUCAUGCAAAUGCUCUUUUCUCAAAAGUAUUAGAGCCGCGUUGGGUGAACGAGCUAUCCAGAAAUGUCGAUUCAUUUAUCGCCGACCACAGACAAGACUCGGCUGAUUUAAACACCGUGAGCUAUGAUAAUGACCUGCAAUCAAAGAAUCCGCCACAAGUUCACACGAAGGUGAAGGGCGAAGAGUCUGUGCAAAAUAAAACUACAAAGAAAAACACCCCGAUUGUGGCAAACGACAGAGACAUGCCUGUAUUUUUAGACGACAACGAGAACGGCUUUGGCCGCGAAAUCGAUCGUAGCUUAAAAUCGCGAGGCACCCAAACGCAUAUCACCGGGGACCAAAUUACGUUGAGUAAUUCGCGAGAAUAUAAAUCCGAUUUGGGAGAAAGCGCCGACAGUGUGCCACGAGCGUAUAAACAAGACGGAGGAUUGACCCGACACAAUCAGGAAUUAGCGACGCCCAAGAACUAUUUAUACGACAUUUACGCGAACUACGAAAAGCUAAAGCUAAAAUUUCACAAGCUGCAUGGGGACUAUAACAAGCUGAUCAACAUCGCCGGGCAAUUGACGAUCGCGCUGGAGAAUUCGGUGAAGGGCCAAGCUGUCGACCUACAGCAAACGCUCGACAUCUGCACGAACAUAUAUCCGGAUUUAUUUAAUCAGAAUAUGCGAGACGUUUCCACAUCCCUGCUACAACACGGACUCAGCGAUCACCCAUGCAACACCGACAAGGCGACGUCUAAAUUUGACAUCAUAGCCGUAACGGCGCCUACCAGAAUAUUGGACUUCAAGAAAAUCAAGUUGCACCUACUCAACGGUGAUGUGAAGACGAGGUUGUUGCUGUUACAAGCGUUGCGUUGGAAAAUAACACUCGCACAGCCGGCAGACCGGAACAAAGUUCUGCACGAGUACAUGAGCCACGACCUGCUGGAGUUUCAUGGGCAGAUCGCUAGCGACAACAACAAGCCGCUUCUAUCGUGUUUGCUGACUGCGGGAGAAGCUUAUGCCAGACAUCUGUUGCAACAAUUCAUCGCGCGAUUACUGAACACUCUGGCGUCCUUUAGAUACGGGAGGGAUUACCUGUCGGUCGGCUCGACGGUCGUGAACGCGACUUUCGCCUGUCUCGACAGUAAUCACGCCGACGGAGUGGAUUCUUUCGCGUGCGACAUGUUGGUGGCGAUGUUACAGAAGCUGUCUCUGCGCAGGCAGCAACGGAUAUACAUGAUAGAAAGCGGACUGCUGGAAUGGCUGAUCAGCCAUCUGCACGACGACUGUCGCGUCAUGAGCUUGUACAGGCUCGAGUACGCCGCCGCGCUCUUGAUGAACCUGUCGUUGCAUCGCUUGGCUCACGCUAGAGCAGCGAAGAUUUCGUCCUUGCUCAUGUCCACUCUGCUCAUGCUGCUCUCGAUAGAUCACGCGCCUUCGCUACAGUAUGUUAACGGAACGUUGAGCAAUUUCCUGAGCAAUCCUGUGAUCAGUGAGGAGGUGCGGAAAACGAGGCGCUCGAACAUGCCGGACUUUAUCAGCGGCAAUUUGAAGAGCGCAGAGAUAAGGAAGCGCCUAGACAACAUACUGAAGAUGCAGAGAUGCGAGAAUGUUAACACACCACGAAACGAGGAGGCCGACGACAACGAAGAUCGGGACAUACUGGAAAGCGAGUUGGACGAGAAUGAUCCGCUGAAGAAUUACAUCGGCGAGUUGAACGGAGAGACGUUGCUUGAGAUGUGUUACACCGUUUCCUCGAAGUCUCCCGAGGAUGUUGUGACCAUCGAUUCGACGCUGCAAAAAAUAUCUACGUUGAAUUCUGUUGAUUUUUACUAUGACCAACAGAACGAUCGUUUACAUCCUGGCCGCCCGUCAUACCCUAUGUUGAGGAACAGCGAAACUCUAGUGAUAUCUUCCGUGGCCGUUGCAUCCGGUCGCGAAAAUGGCCAAAUAACAGAAAUGGAGGAAUUCAGCAGCAUAGCGUCACUGAAUACCAACAAGUACGAUAGUAACGUAAUUAACGAUUCUUUGUGGAAAAAUGACUUGGAACUCGCCGAGGAAGAAGAGGCAUUCGUGGCCAAGCCCAAGAUAUCAAGGACACCUCCGUGAGCGUCGGAGAUUCUAAAUAGCGCUAACGAAACGUUAGUUUCUCUAGACAAAAAUCGCAGGACCAUAGCAAGCAUGAUAUUUAUUAUACGCGGGCGAAGAACGCGCAAGUGCAGGUCAAAAGUGCUCUUACGAGUGACAGCAUAUCACACGAUAUUCCCACAACUGUAAAUAAUAAAAAUAUUCUAAACUAAACGCCACCGCGAGUGAAAACCACUCAAACAUUCUAAAGGAGAGAGCCGAUGAAAAACGCCAACUUCGACAGGUCACAAGGGAUCGAGCGGCACUUUUAUUCUAAGCAACACGAGCCCUCCACUUACAAAAUAAA